AUACUGAACCAUGUACAGAAGUCCACAUGAAUGAUCAGGGUCAUUGGAAUGAUAUCGGUUGCAGUGUUUCUCAAACUUUUGUGUGUCAUGAAGAUAAUCUGAUAUUGAUCAAUGAGAAGAUGAGUUGGCCUGAAGCUCUGGUUUACUGCAGACAGCAUCAUGUGGAUCUGGUUUCAGUUGUUUCAGAGAAGAUUCAGCGCUGGUUGAAAGAGGUGAUUGUAAACGCCUCUACUGCGUCCGUAUGGAUGGGGUUACGUCACUCCUGUAGUGUGGGGAUUUGGUUCUGGGUGAAUGGAGAGCCGGUGUGCUAUCAGAAAUGGGCUCCAGGGAACGGGACAUCAGUAGAGGACUGUGAUCCUGUAGUGAGAUCUGGAGCUGUUCAGCGUGAAGGAGAUCAUCAGUGGAUCAGUCGUCCUGAUACUGACAAACUCAACUUCAUCUGCAUCACACGUGAUUCAGAAUGAUAUGAUAUAUGUUUGUGUUCAUCACUUUCUCUUUAAUUUGUGUUUUAAUAUAUAUUAAAUAA
Paramisgurnus dabryanus is the source of this 526-nucleotide messenger RNA. Lineage: Eukaryota; Metazoa; Chordata; Actinopteri; Cypriniformes; Cobitidae. The record is from RefSeq and is a predicted model, not a curated record.